Sungouiella intermedia is the source of this 477-nucleotide messenger RNA. NCBI's taxonomy places the organism in Eukaryota, Fungi, Ascomycota, Pichiomycetes, Serinales, Metschnikowiaceae. The record is from the annotation of a GenBank genome assembly.
AUGCUCAGCCCAGUCUACGCUCCCUUCUUUGGUGCCAUUGGAUGUACCGCAGCCAUCGUAUUCACCUGUUUCGGUGCCUCUUACGGAACCGCUAAGUCGGGUGUCGGUGUGUGUGCCACCUGUGUCUUGAGACCAGACUUGUUGUUUAAGAACAUUGUGCCAGUCGUUUUGGCUGGUAUUAUCGCCAUUUAUGGUUUGGUCGUCGCCGUGUUGGUGUCCGACUCCUUGAAGCAGACCCAGGCCUUGUACACCGGUUUCAUCCAGUUGGGUGCCGGUUUGUCUGUCGGUUUGUCCGGUUUGGCUGCUGGUUUUGCCAUUGGUAUUGUUGGUGACGCUGGUGUCAGAGGUACCGCUCAACAACCAAGAUUGUUUGUGGGUAUGCUUUUGAUUUUGAUUUUCGCUGAAGUCUUGGGUUUGUACGGCUUGAUUGUUGCUUUGUUGUUGAACUCUAGAGCCGCCCAGGAUGUUAUCUGUUAA